AUGCCUCAAGCAAGCACAUUCGGAUCGCACAGUCUAGAAGCUCAUCCCUUACACAUUCAGCCAGCUGUUCAUAUCAAACUCAGUAAAGAGGAAAGGUCUCACUACAGGGAGCAAUACGAUUCAUUAAAGUAUAUUUCAAAUUAUGUUUCUGUUUUCGACCAAGCGUUAAGCGACAAUAUUGACUCUAGGAUUAGAAAAGAAAAUGAAGCCUUACUGAAAAAAUAUUAUGAAUCAAGAAAACCUUUUACUUUUACCAGCUUUAGGCAAGGAAGUGUAAUCAGUUCUUCUGAUUCUUCUACAGGCUUCACUGAGAGAACAAAGACCUACUGUUUUUUGAACGAUUUCGUCAGUAAUUGCGUAAAUGAGGUAGAUCCAUAUACGCUGAAAAUGACAGUAAGAAAUAGAAACACUGCCUUGAAUAUGGAGAACCUCGAUGAUGAACGUAAGAGCAAAGAUGAUAUAUACGAUUUUGAAGAUAAUACUGACGACGAGUGUAAUGCCAAGUGCCAUGGUGCUUUCCAUUAUUCGUCAGAAAGAUUGGAAAUUCUUCGCUCACGUUCGACAAUAUCGUACUUUAAGUAUUAUAAAAAGCUUUUGACGGUAGACCUAAGGGACAGUGAUGUUUUAAAAAGGCAUAAUUUAUGGAUGCCAAUGAUCACUAGAAGAUUUAGAUUUUUAUUAGUAUCAAGUUCGAAACCGGAAGAUGUAAGGUUAACAACGCCGAUUCCAACAUUCUCGGAAUCAGAUUUAGACAUUUUCAAGAACAAGACAUGUCCACUCUUUAUCAAUGGUACAGACUGUGUUCCUAGAAGUUAUGACACUUUUUCGGGUUCUUCUGUAAUCGCUUCAAUAUUUUCAGAAUAUAAACUUCCAUCCCUUUCAUAUCAUUGUUCUGUCGAGUUGAACGACCAAUUAUUUAUUGUCGGUGGUUUGAUGGCAUGUCAUAGAUAUGAUGAGGAAGCGCCUGAUCUAAAGGAUUUUUACGUGGAUGGCAUAAAGAAUUUACCGCCACCACUAAUACCAGAGCUAAUUAAUAACCCAUCCAUGAUUCCUAAUCCUCACUUGUACUGUUUUUCCUUGACUUCUUCCAGACUAACAAGACCUGAUAUUUCUGGUUACAUUCCGCCCCCACUGGUGUGCACCCAGGGCUGUAAAUUAACUGAAAGGCAUAUCUUUUUGUAUGGCGGGUUUGAAAUCAAGUCGGAAACCCAAGUUGAUGAUAAGGGAAGAUAUUUUAUAAGAAAAAGAGCUUUUUUGAACAAUACUGGUUACAUUCUAGAUACAGUGACGUUCAAUUUCUCAAAGAUUGAAUUAGUCGCUCCUCCGUACCAGUUUGCAAUUUACAAUAAUUUCUCGCCAAGAUUUGGUCACAUGCAGGCAUCAAUAAGUAAUUCCAACAACAAUGUAUCCAAUGAAAAUACCACAACAAGUGCGAAAGGAAGAAGGUCGAUAAGCCCAUAUCGCCAAGGUAAUGGGGAUCACAAAAUAGAUGAUUUGGUUGGUUCACCAGGAAGUACGGACUAUUUAGAGGAUGAUGCAAUUCCACCUGUAACAAACCCAAGGUCUACAGAUAGUCUCUCUUCCAAACAUUGUAGCACAGCAACACACAUUUGCUCAUCUGUUAAUACCAUUCUGAUCUUUGGAGGGUAUAGUCAGACUGGUGACGACAAGUAUGAAGCUAUGAAUGACAUGUGGAAGAUAAAUAUCCCUGUAGUUUCUCGUGGGAAACGUAAUUAUUAUAAAUUUGCAGAUACUGUAACUGCUACUAAGAUCCCUAUUAUUGAUGAUCCAGAAUUAUGGCCGAGCAGAAGAGCCUUUUCAGCGUGCUGUGUACCAGAUUAUUUUACCAAGGAUGUUGAACCCAUAGAAACGAGAUUACUGAGGAACUUGAAAAAUGACUUCUCCAUCGAUUUGGAAAUACGCCCAGGAAAUAAGCCUUCUCAACCACUUUUUCCGAAUAUCCCACAUUCAAGGAAGGAGAAGAAGAGUGGUCGCGAUAGUAUGCAUAUUUCCAAUUCUAAUAAUAGUACUAGUGAAGACACUUCUUCAAAGUCUACCAGGAAUACCACAUCCAGUCCUCCCACAAGCCCUAAACAUACACCACCAUUGAAUCCAUCAAAAAAAUGUGCAUCAAUCGGAAGAACUAUUGCGUUCCACGGAGGUUCAGAUGGCUAUGACGUUUGCAGCGAUAUGUGGUGGUUUGACUUCGAUUCCGAAACCUGGACUAAAAUAGACCUUUAUGCCAAAACACAAGAGGAAUCUGAUGGUUUGGUACCUAUCAACUUAUGUAUGGUAGGACACUCAAUGACAACUGUAGGCCACAAGGUUGUGCUUAUCGGGGGUCUACGACAAGGUGAUGUUGACCGAAUAUACCGGGACGAAACUCUUCCUGAAGAAGUAAUAUCGGGUGUUCCACUCGGAAGUGGCGUUAUAAAUGUCGUGGAUUUAAAUACACAAUGCCUUCAAGGUUGCAAGCUAAUACGAAAUGAUGGAGAUACUAAAGAAUCUGUCAUUAUGGAUCCUCAUGUCGGCACACCCCACCAAGUAUUGGCCGUCGCAGGUACUAUAGAACUGGUCAAAGGAACCAUGACCUUAAUAGGAGGUGUAGUAGCCGGUCGCGAAGACAUUUCGAGCCUUUACUUGAGAGGAGCUGUCUUACAAUUCAUUCUACCAAGCAUGAAUCUAGCCAACUAA
Messenger RNA from Saccharomyces cerevisiae S288C, 2694 nucleotides. RefSeq names its product Gpb1p (gene GPB1). Gene Ontology annotation, cellular component: cytoplasm. The record is from RefSeq and is marked reviewed. The coding region runs from base 1 to 2694 and encodes 897 amino acids. NCBI's taxonomy places the organism in Eukaryota, Fungi, Ascomycota, Saccharomycetes, Saccharomycetales, Saccharomycetaceae. The transcript has a single exon.